This is a messenger RNA of Leptosomus discolor (cuckoo roller), 976 nucleotides long. Lineage: Eukaryota; Metazoa; Chordata; Aves; Leptosomiformes; Leptosomidae. The record is from RefSeq and is a predicted model, not a curated record.
AAAUUUUAAUUGGAGCAGAAGCUGUAGUUAAAAAGCAGGUUGACUAUGAUCUGUCAAACUCUCUGAAGGAUCAGCAUGGAGAUUGGCACGCUGAACUGUUAAUGGGGACAUGGGACUCACAUUGUCAUUGAUCAUUUGUGUGGACUUAACUAGCGAAGAGCAACAGAAGACACUAGAAAGACAGUGGGAAUUAUAGCAGUUUUUCAGGUCACCAAAUCUUGUUAUUUUAAUUUCUAUCUGGAAGAAUGUCCGAGCAAGGUAAAUUGAACCAGGAGACAGCGGAGGAAGCUGUGAAAGAGCAGGAGACUGCCAUCUCAGAAGCGAACCCGGACAACUGUAUGCUUAAUAAAUCUGAAAGCUCAGAAGUAGAGGAGAAGGAGGAGAAGCUGAGCGAUGCCAAGACAGAGCUGCAGAAACGAAGUGCAAAUCAGAACCAGCAGAAAAAGAGAUCCAAGUCAGGAGCUAAAGGAAAACUUGUUCGGAGUCUUGCUGUAUGUGAAGAGUCAUCCCCUCGCCCGGGAGCAGAAAAUCUUCAUGAUAAUCAGGAAUCAAUCCAACUACAGCUUUCAAGUUUUCCUAGCUUGCAAGAAGAAGAUAAAUCUAGUAAAGAUGACUCCGAGAAAGAAAAAGAGAAGGAUAAAAAUAAAGAAAAAGAUAAAAAUAGUGAAAAAGUCAAGAUCAGAAUGUUAUCAAAAGAUUGCAGUCAAGAGUAUACAGACUCAACAGGCAUAGAUUUGCAUGAGUUUCUCAUUAACACAUUAAAGAAUAACCCCAGGGACAGAAUGAUACUCUUGAAAAUGGAACAGGAAAUUAUUGAUUUUAUUAGUGACAACAAUAAUCACUAUAAAAAGUUCCCUCAGAUGUCAUCGUAUCAGAGGAUGUUAGUGCACAGAGUGGCAGCUUACUUUGGCAUGGAUCACAAUGUGGAUCAGACUGGAAAAUCUGUAAUUAUCAACAAGACCAGCAAUACAAGAAU